Molecule: messenger RNA, 950 nt
Organism: Acaulospora morrowiae
Lineage: Eukaryota; Fungi; Glomeromycota; Glomeromycetes; Diversisporales; Acaulosporaceae
Source: the annotation of a GenBank genome assembly
GUGGAAAGCGUGGUGAUCCCUUAUGGCAGCAUCAUCUUUGCCUGUUUUCAGGUAUUACCAUCCCCGUCGUCGGUGGUCUCGAUCUCUUUAGGUGGAACUUCGUCUUUGAGUGGAUCUUCGGUGUUCGAGAAAAAGGCCAGAUCCGCUCCGUGUUCACCGGCUUCCAAUGCCAAUAUUACGAAGAGGCCGAGAUCUCCGGGUUCCCUGUCUCCACUUCCAAGGUUAUGUCAUCUCGACACGGCAAACCCUCCCAUGCCUUCUCAAGAAGUCUUUGAAUUCGGUGGUGAUGCCAAUCGAUCGAAAAAACGUCAACGACAACAAACUUCCGAACAUUCCACACCAGACAACUCCAUGUCGGUGAAAAUAUCCUCUCCGUCCCGAGAAUUGCUCGCAUAUCGUGAAUACUCGCAAUAUCAAUUUCAGUCGCCACCGCAAUCCAAAGAACAACACACCAUACCCGAUUUAACUCAACAGCAACACGCAUACUAUGCAUCUCAUGGCUCGCAGCAACCGUCAUCGACUCACUUCAUGCCAAACUAUUCACAAGGUAAUAAUAAUAAUCAUAACCCGAAUCAGCGCAAUUCUGCAUCGUUGCCGCCACUGUCGUCACAACCACCCUCCUCAUCACAAGCUGAUCCAAUCCAACCUCAGGUGUUCACCCAAUUUGCUCCACAACAACGUAGAAAUCCUAACGUGGUCCAUGGCAAGAAAUGCGAGAGUUGCCACACCAGCUCCAGUCCCGAGUGGAGAAGGGGGCCGACCGGUCACAAGACUCUCUGCAACGCAUGCGGGUUAAGAUAUUCGCGUACGAUCGCGCGUGAAAAUCGUAAACGCGAACAAGCUCAGCGUGAACAAGAGCAACGUUUUCGCGAGCAACGAGAACGCGAGGAGCGCGCUCGAGAAAAAGCUGAGGCCAUGAUGAUGCAGAGGACCAUCGAACCCUUUGGUCA